GAUCCACAUGCAUUAUGGGACAGUGAACGGACAGAAUCUGAGCGAUUGGCAAGGGUCAAAGUGGACAUCAGUCUGGUGGUUUCACAUUUAAAUUUCAGGUUUUCCUCUGUGACCAUCCAGUGUUUUGGAGGAGAAGUUUCAAUCCACUCUGCCGUCAAAUCACUUCACACACAACCACAAUCACGUGUUCGUAGCUGUAGCAGAGUGUAACAGGAAACGACAGAUCUUGACGCCACACAGAUAUCAAAGAGGGUGUCUGCCUUCCGGACUGAAAUUGGGAGCUGGUUCCACAGAAGAGGUCCAGUUGUUCUCCAGACAGAUGUUGGCCUUUUAUGAAGACCCGUGUGUUGGGGGAUUCGUCGCACUGUGGGAGAUGAAAUGACGUCACCAUGCUCUUCAAUGUCCUCUGCUUUCUAGUCGUCCUCGUCGUCCAAGGACUGUCUGAGGCGCCACCAGCACCGCCACAGGACAUCCAUGUUGAUAAGUGGCUGCUGACAUGGAAUCCUGCCACUGAGGAGGGAGAUGUCACCUACACGGUUCAGUACAGCAGCUUUGACAGCGGUGUGUGGACGAAUGUACCAGCCUGCAUCCGCAUAUCUUCAAAUUCCUGUAAUGUCAUUUCCACCAAAUCCAAACACGAGCAAGGCUGCAUUCUGCUGCGUGUGCGAGCAGAGAGACGUGGGCUGCGCUCGACACCAGUCAGAGCCUGUAGCAGACACGGUGACUCCUGUACUCCUGACUUCAGUCUGACUGCAGGGCGUGGCAUCCUGACUGUACAACUGAGUAGGAACCAGAGUUUUGCUCAUGAACAUGCAUACAAAGCAAAAUUCAGGGUUUACUAUGGCAAGGAAGGAGAGCCCCUGAAGCAGUAUAAAGAUAGUGUCGCCACGGUGACCAUACCUGAUCUGCAGGAGGGACAGCGGUACUGUACAGAGGUGCAGUAUCUUUACUACGAAGACCCCGUCGGACUGCCCACCUGUAGCCAGUGUGCGGUCAUCCUUGAGUCAAAAAAAGACUACAAACAAACAGAGAUAAUAGUAGCUGUGGUCGUCAUCCUGCUCUGUCUGAUUCCUGUGGUAGCAUACUUCCUCAUCUUCCAAAGUGGGAAAAUCAAAGAGUUGCUGCAACCUCCAUACCACAUCCCAGAAGACUUCUUCCUCGAACCACUUCCUGCGCAUCACCGUCCCAUCUCCACCACUGAGGAGCACUUGGAUGUCAUUACUUGCAUUUCCCCAGAGUGCAGAGACUGAAAGCAGCUGCCCUCCACCUGCUUCUGCACUACACCUCCUCUUUGUGGCCUUCUUAUUACGCUGUUCUUGGGAUCAGACCUGAGGAAUUGAACUAUUUGGAGACAAAGUCUGUCCCCACAUUUAUACCCGGUCUGCUCCUCCCUGAAGCCAGACUUUCUGCUGAGAUGAAUGUGGACUCGUGGAAAAGUGACGUUUUGAUUUCAAGUUGCCUGGGAAGAGGAACUCUUAAUUUGACCUAGAUUCAGUUGUCACUCCAUGAGGGAAACCACUUGAGUUAAUAGGGCUCCACACCGUGUUGUUAUCCCCACUCUCAUUCGGUUUAAUAUGGCUGCAAGAGUUCAAGGAAAUUAUAAGCAAAAUGUAACAUUAACACUGAGGUCCCAAGUUAAGAGAGAUUUUCUAAAUUUACAUGAAAGUGUGCAAAAACACCUAGAUAAGGACUGUGCUUGGUAGCAUUUCUGCACCUUUUUAUGAGCCUCCAUAUGUAAAAUACUUCUAAAUUCUAGGAGAAGAACUUGUUUGUGCCUACGCCGCUAAAGAAAAAGUGCACUUUGCCCUGUCGACCCAUGGAGAGCCACAGUCGACAUAAAUCAGCUCAUUAGAAACAGUUAAACCCACAGCAGUGACAGGAUCAGUGCCAUGUGUACAUCUCCUUGACACUAGUUUUAAGGAAGAUCACCACAGCUCCUUCCUUUUGAGCUGCUGAUUUCUGAAAACGAAAUGGUGUGGGCGGCACGGUGGUGCAGUGGUUAGCACUGUCGCCUCACAGCAAGAAUGCCGCUUUAGGCCCUUCUGUGUGGAGUUUCUCCCCCGUGUUAGUGUGGGUUUUUCUCCGGUUUCUCCCACAGU
This is a messenger RNA of Sebastes umbrosus (honeycomb rockfish), 2099 nucleotides long. RefSeq names its product interferon gamma receptor 2 (gene ifngr2). The coding region runs from base 390 to 1250 and encodes 286 amino acids. The record is from RefSeq and is a predicted model, not a curated record. The transcript has 9 exons. Lineage: Eukaryota; Metazoa; Chordata; Actinopteri; Perciformes; Sebastidae. Gene Ontology annotation, molecular function: protein binding.